Molecule: messenger RNA, 4045 nt
Organism: Drosophila bipectinata
Lineage: Eukaryota; Metazoa; Arthropoda; Insecta; Diptera; Drosophilidae
Gene: beat-VII
Product: beaten path VII
Source: RefSeq, a predicted model, not a curated record
ACGAGCACAACAAGUGCGCGCAUGCAAACAGCCCCGGAGCCAGUGGUUUUUGAGCCAGGAGCCAGUGCUACCCCAGCCCUACUCGAUUCUGCUUUUGUAGUGUAGUGUGCUCGAGUGAAAGUGAAAGUGAAAGUGACAGUGUCAGUGAGUGCGAGUGAGUGACGAGAAAGGAAGAGGCAGGACAUCUGCUAGCGGGUUUCCUCAAAAAUUUGCAUCUGCGAGUGCGCGAAUUAAUUAGCUGCGCGCGUUCAAUCAAACAUGUAACUCCUUUUCCGAGUCUGCGAUCAAUACUUCAUGUGCCGUGAUUGGUAGUUGGUGGUGGUGCCAAAAGUAGAACCCACAUAUUAGUUUACCCCUUCUAAACCCCAGAACAAACCACCUUACCACAUUAUUCAUUAGUUUUGUGAAGAUAAUCAAGCCGCUCAAGAAAGUGCGAAUUUUGUGAGAAUUUUGGAUUUCAAUCCUAGGCUAAAUCCCCCUGCAAGGCAAUUUUUACUUGACGGAAGCCAGGCAUUUGUUUGCCACUUCAGUCGGAACAAACCCAAACGGAAAUAUGAAUAUUUUUUGGAUAAUCGCUUUACUUUUAGGAUUACUGCAAACAAAGCCAAUAAAUGGACAAUCGGAUGUGCAGGUGCAAUUAGUGGUGCCCAGAUAUGUGGAGCGCGGAUCGAGCGCCACCUUUAAGUGCACGCACAAUGUUCGGCCGGAGAUACUGUUCAAGGUGACAUGGCUGAAGGUUGACAAGGGCAAGUUCUUUGAGUUCAUAAACGGACGCAAUCCACCAUUUCGGAAUUCCACCAUCGAUGGAGCCGAAAUAGACUGGGACAACUCGAACGAGCGGCAGGUGACGCUGAAGGAUGUCCAGUUCGAUCUGUCCGGCCAGUUCUACUGCGAGGUCUCAACGGAUACACCCAUUUUCACCAAGGCCAGCGCCGACGAGCUCAUGAGCGUAUACUUGCCCCAGACAGGACCGCCCACAAUUAGGUUUCGCAAGCGGACGCCCUUCGCGGUGGGCGAGAAACUUUUCGCACUGUGCAACACCACCCGCGGACGUCCCGCCCCACACAUCACGUGGCUAAUCAAUGGGAAAAAGGUGGAGGACAAGUACGUGCGCACCCACCAUGUGUAUUCGUUCACUGGGAAGCACCAGCGGCGCACACAGCAGCAACAGCAGACACAGAUGAGUCAGCAGCAGUUGCAGCAAUACUAUCAGCAGCAGUACUACAAUUCGUACCACCAGCAAUUCCACGUCCCCAUGGGUCAGUUUAUGGACCGAUACGACAAAAGCCUACGCUGGCCGGCAGGAGCUCGAGGUGAUGAUUUCCCGCACUUUAUGUCACACCAUCACGAGGGACACGGCCACCACGGCAGCCUGUAUAACAAUCCAUUUGGCUCCCUGGCGAACUACCACGAUGUAGGCGAGUUCCAUGAGAUCCACCAGCGUAACUACGACAUGAAGAAGAAACAGCUCGAGCUCAAGAAGCAGCAACAAAUGGAGAUGAAAAAGCACAGAAACAACAAUAACCGCAAGUACCGGCGCCACAUAAACGAGAACGCUUUGGGCAUCAUCCGCACCACCCUGAACAACGGUGGCUUCGGACCGCAGGCGCCCAACAACAACAGGGAGCUGGGCAUACCCUCUAACGCGGGACCGAUGAAUCAACUGGCGGCCGGCUACCAGCGGCCCCUGUCUCAUCCCGGCGGGGGCAGCGGAGUGGCGGCGGCUGCGGCCGCAGUGACAGCGGCGCAGCAGGAGAAAGGCAUGUUCAGCAUCAGCCAGCUGAACAUGGAGCUCACCGAGGAGCACGUCGGCAGCAACGGACGCAUGGAGAUCACCUGCCUGUCCACGAUCCCCUCGGCGGUGGGGCAGGGCGAGCAGUAUGCCGACUACAAGACCUUCUCCGUGAAAGUUGAAGUCGAGCGGCAUGUGGCAUCCUCCACAUCCACGGCUCCUCCCAGCAUCGGCAUGGCGGCGCUGGGCAAUGGAAACGGGCAUGGCAAUGAGACCUCCGCCGGAUGGAGUGCCCGCGGUGCGGUAGUGACGCACUUGUGGUCCCUGGCCCAGUUGCUCCUGCUCGUCUUGCUCCCUCUGAGCUACUAGGAUGGAGGAAGGCACGCAUGCAAAAGGCGGAUGAGGAGGAGUAGACCACCGACAUACUCUCACAGAAGGUAUAGUUAAACCAAACCAAGGACAACCACAUCAUCAAGAUCAUCAUACCCAUCGAGGACAAAGCAGCCAGAGCAGCAGCAGCAGAUGCAGCAUCAAAAAACACAAGUUGAAUUUUUUGUAAAUUGUACACCAGAAAUUUUUAAUCUAUUUCCAAGGCAAGGGCUCAAUUGAGCAGGAAAAUUAGCACAGCACAAAGAGCGGAAAACCCAAAGGACUGGAGCAAAUGCCUGGCGAAUGGAUUAGGAGAACAUUUUUAGCAUUUUGUGCUCGCCAUGGUCAGCCCAUUUAAAUAGUUUACUUGUAAAUAACUGCAAAUGACCGAGGGGACAGAGGCAAUGAUAUUCUUUUUUUGUUUGUGUGGCCGCAAUGGCAAAGCGAAAUGCUUGUAAUUAAGUUGCAGGCGGUCGGGGAAACUGGGUGAACGUUUUGCCGGCUGACCAGUGGCAUUUUUUGUAGCGCAAAGAAAAUUUUGUAUAGCCAAUUGGGCACUAGUUUUGGGGAAAGCGCGCUGACGAAUCCUGGGAAUGCAAUUUCGUGCCAAGAAUCCAAAGUUUUGUGCGAUUCAAGGUCAGCGCGCAACGGGGGAGACAUUCCGCCCACUGAUUUCCCUUCGUCGGCCUUGUCAAAAGUUUUUGGGCAAAUGCCGCCUCCAGAGAAAUCCAAAAUGCAAACAGCCAGAAUUGAUUGGGGCAAAGUUUUUAGGCGUUUCAAAGCAGUCGCUACGAAGCUUGUACCUAAAAUGCAUGAUCUUAGUGCAAUAGCAGAGAACACACAACUACACGCUCAAAAGUGAGUUAAAGUAACAUAUUUUUUACGGCAUUGUAGGGCUUUGGCUAGUCGAAUAUAAAGAGUAAAGAUUGUGGCAACAAGGGUUAGGCUAAAAUUAAGGCAAUUGAGUUUAGGCGCCAGAAGCAGCAGCAGCAGAAGCAGCAGAAAGCUAAAUAAGAGUAACGAACCCCGAAACCCGAACCAGACCCGUACCAACGUAACCCGAAAUAAAACGUUUAAAUGUAAAAUAAUUAGACAGUUAAACCAAGAAGCUUACAAAAACAAUCAGUGUUGAAAACAUUUUGAGAAACGAAAACAAAACAGUGAAGGGCGAAGAGAAAAUAACACGAACACAAGAAAAUGGCGUCGCAAUGGGCGCCGUCUGCGGCGCGUGGUGACCCCCGAAAAAAGGAGUCAGGUUGGGCCCGAAGGACCGAGGCUAUGGGCUAUGAGAUGGGUAAUGGGUUAGCCCAGAACCCAAAAACAGAACCCGUACUCAUUCCGGCACACAUUACGACGCUUACUUAUUUAUUUUCAUUUCGGCCCCUAAUUUUUGUUUCGUUGUGUGUAAAUGGUUAUCGUUGCAAUGGAUCGUUUAGUGUGUAGUUAGGAAAAUAUUUGCCGUUGCGAUUAAUUGUUUUAAUUAUUGUUUCUGUUCCGGCCAUUUAGAGGGGGCUGGAAACAAAGUACAGAUGCAUUUCGUGUACAUUUAGGAAAGGAUAUUUUCAAGCGCGCUUUAAGUGUCUACGGCUAGAGAUCAAUUUUAAACACGUAGCAUAACAAUGUAACUAUGUAAAGCAAAAGGAUAAACAACCACGGACAACCCGGCAAAGUAAAUACAUGUAAAGCAAUUAGUGGACUAGUCUAUAUCUUUAUACGUUUACGUAAAUAUAUAUAUAUAAUGUGCGUCUGUACUGUGUGUAUGUAAUUAGGCUUCUAUUUUUGACUCUACUCGACGGCGAAAAUGCAAAAAAAAAAAAAACUAAAACCAGAAAUAUUGAUAGAUAUAUAAUUAAGCCUGCGAUGUUCUCCUACAGUUUGAACAAGAAAAUCAGUUAAAGCUAACGAUUACAAUUACAAUUAAAAUUACAACUGCAAUUUGAAAAA